CUUCCUUCCUUCCUUCGUCUCCACACCAAAACCCCAACACCCCCUUUUCACUGUUAUUUGCGUCAAAUCGAAUAUCGAUUAUCAUACACACACACACACACACACAUUUUUCACAACUUAUCUUAUCCCCACAGAGGCUGGAGCUGGAGAAUAAAAAGAAAGUAUAUGGAGGGAGACGCCGGAAGAGAUUUGGGAUGCCAGAAGACUAUGGAUGGGAAGGCGAAUGAGGAUAUCCCUUCUUGUUGCCUGAAAGCACGGGCCUUUGCUCCUGAUCCUGAGCUUCAAGCCAACUGUCACGCGACAGUUGUUUCUGGAUGGUUCUCUGAAAGUCGCUCUUCUUCGGAUGAUGUGGCCAAGCGAAUGUACUUUAACAACCCCAUGUGGCCAGGAGAAGCACAUUCAUUGGCUGUUGAAAAGAUUUUGUUCAAGGAGAAAUCAGAGUAUCAAGAGGUCCUUGUUUUCGAGUCUACAACAUACGGAAAGGUGCUUGUUCUUGACGGCAUUCUUCAGCUUAGUGAGAAAGAUGAAUGCGCCUAUCAGGAGAUGAUAGCCCAUCUUCCUCUUUGUUCCAUCAAAUCACCCAAAAAUGUUCUGGUGGUUGGUGGUGGUGAUGGUGGAGUCUUGAGGGAAAUUUCUCGUCACAGCUCUGUAGAAUUAAUUGAUAUAUGUGAAAUAGAUAAAAUGGUUAUAGAUGUUAGUAAGAAGUUCUUCCCUGAGUUAGCUGUUGGCUUCGAAGAUUCUCGUGUUCAUCUCCAUGUUGGUGAUGCUGUUGAGUUUAUACGGAAUGUACCUGAAGGGAAGUAUGAUGCUAUUAUUGUUGAUUCUUCUGAUCCUGUGGGCCCUGCUCAAGAGCUUGUGGAACAGCCUUUCUUCGAGAUGUUAGCAAGAGCGUUAAGGCCAGGUGGCGUUCUUUGUAACAUGGCGGAGAGCAUGUGGCUGCACACUCAUCUUAUUCAGGAUAUGAUAUCCGUUUGCCAGAAAAUAUUCAAAGGGUCUGUUCAUUACGCAUGGACAAGUGUCCCCACAUACCCGAGUGGUGUUAUUGGAUUUAUACUGUGCUCAACGGAGGGUCCGCCUGUUGAUUUUCGGAACCCUGUUAACCCUAUUGAGAAGCUAGAGGGAGCUCUUGACCAUCAACGAGAACUCAAGUUCUACAACUCCCAGAUGCAUAAAGCUGCCUUUGCAUUGCCACCAUUUGUGAGGAAGGAGGUGAAAUGUCUUUGAGAUUCAUGUGUGAUUUGUGUGUCAUACUAUGAUAUUUUAAAUAAUGUUGGAUUUUGACAAGAUUUUGCUAUCUAUUAUUUGGAAUAUUGUUUAUGGUUGAAAAAGAAUGACAAGUGUUGUUUUUUAA
Molecule: messenger RNA, 1351 nt
Organism: Helianthus annuus (common sunflower)
Lineage: Eukaryota; Viridiplantae; Streptophyta; Magnoliopsida; Asterales; Asteraceae
Product: spermine synthase
Exons: 11
Coding region: 166-1224 (352 amino acids)
Biological process (GO): spermidine biosynthetic process
Cellular component (GO): cytosol
Molecular function (GO): spermidine synthase activity
Source: RefSeq, a predicted model, not a curated record